This is a messenger RNA of Schistosoma mattheei, 322 nucleotides long. Lineage: Eukaryota; Metazoa; Platyhelminthes; Trematoda; Strigeidida; Schistosomatidae. The record is from the annotation of a GenBank genome assembly.
AUGUUUUCAUUUUUAGUUUGUAAAUAUAAAGCAUAUUCAGUCAGUAGUGUUGGUGGCGGUGUUGAUGAUGACGAUGAUUUGAUUUUUGAAGAUUUCGCUCGUCUACGUUUAAAAUCAUAUGAAUCUGAUAAACGUAUGGAUAUAGCUGAUUCAUCUACGGCUGAUCCAACAAUGGCAACAAAUGUCAAUACACCUAACGCUGUCAUUUCUCCAUCAUCAACAUCAUAACAGUAACUUUUUAAAAAAUGUAUAUUUCCUUAUUUUCUACUAACAUUCUUUCUUGAAUAGUUACACGAUUUUUUUCUUUUGCUUUCAUUAUAAU